GGUAAAACAAUUUGUUGAAUGCAUCAGAGUUAACGUCAAUAUGAUGCGAAUUCCUAAUUUUUAUAACUAAUUAAUUUAGAAAAUGACGUCAAAUUGACGUAAGAGCGCAUUACCGAAACUAAACGAACGAAGCUUCGAGUUUAUGGUAGUCGGCCCUCUGGUGAUCAAAAUUAGUUUUUAAAUAAAAUCGAGCGAAUUCGAAAUUUUUAAAGGAAAAAGAAAAUGGAGGAUGAAACGGAAAAUGAAAAAUUUCAAGCAGAUUCGGAAAUGGAAGAUAUAGAAGGAAGUUUGGAGGAGUGUGAAUUGGAGGAAAGUUUUUUGGAAGAGGAGGAAGAAAUAUAUAAAAAAUUAACGAAAGACGAAGAAAUAAUUGCGAGACGAUAUGCCACAAAAUGGAUGAAGGCGAUAAAUGAUUCGAAAAGAAAGUUUUUUGAAAAUAUCGAUCCCGAAAUAGUACAGCAACUCAUAUUUCCAGAUUGUUUGGCAAUAUUCACAAAAGAAGAGUCGGUGGGCGAAUUCGUAAUCGUAAUGGGCAGAAUAAACAGAGAAAAUGAACGGUGCAUACUGAUUCACGUGAACAACUCUGCCGUGAUCGAUGACGUAAAAUACGCGACCGACAUAACAACGAUCUGCACCACGAAUCUGGAAACUCUGCAACAAGUUUACCGUAGAACGGAAGAAUCGGAAGAAAACAUUUUUGACCAAAGAAUUGUGUUAUUAAGGGACGAGAAGAAUUACACAGUUAAAAAAAUCAUUUUUAAUGGACAGAUACACGAAAAGAUUACUAGAAUAAUACCAAGAGAAGAAUUACCGGGAUUUAUAUCGGAAGGCGCGAGCUUCUUGCUUCAUCGAUAUAUUCUCAAGACUAAAAUGAAGGGUCCAUUCUGUUUAAACGGAAUAGACACAAAUUUAGGAAAGUGUACCGUGACCUUCGUUCCUUUAGAAGAAAUGGGGCAAACAAUCCAAAGGCAUCUGGUGUAUAUAGUUGGCGUAAAACAGAAGACUACAAAUUUUAAAAAGGAAGAAGAAACAUGGACGACUUAUUAUAAUCAUCUCGAUUUCCACAUGACACAAAGAAAACAAUCCGACUCUCCAGUCGAAAUGGUUCUAGUACGUCUGCCAAUCGGAUUGGGAAGAGCUCCUCCAAACUUUUUGGCUGAUUGGGAAUCGAAUCCUCAACUGUGGUCAUAUUUUAAUGAAAGAAAGGCAGCCAUCGUUGCGGAUUACAUGGAAUAUCUUCAUAGGAAUCCCGAAGUGAAGGCACUAUUAUCCGAUUUUCUUUUGUUUCUUCUUCACAAGAAACCUUCUGAUAUUUGUGAUGCUGCAGCGCACUUUUUUAAUGACUACUUGAAAGAUUAUUAAACUAUAAAAAUUUAAAUUUA
Messenger RNA from Centruroides sculpturatus (bark scorpion), 1382 nucleotides. RefSeq names its product ciliogenesis-associated TTC17-interacting protein-like. The coding region runs from base 223 to 1362 and encodes 379 amino acids. Lineage: Eukaryota; Metazoa; Arthropoda; Arachnida; Scorpiones; Buthidae. The record is from RefSeq and is a predicted model, not a curated record. The transcript has 9 exons.